UUCCCUCCUUUCCCUCCUUUCCCUCCUUUCCCUCCUUUCCCUCCUUUCCCUCCUUUCCCUCCUUUCCCUCCUUUCCCUCCUUUCCCUCCUUUCCCUCCUUUCCCUCCUUUCCCUCCUUUCCCUCCUCUCCCUCCUUUCCCUCCUUUCCCUCCUUUCCCUCCUUUCCCUCCUUUCCCUCCUUUCCCUCCUUUCCCUCCUUUCCAACCUUUCCCUCCUUUCUCUCCUUUCCCUCAUUUCCCUCCUUUCCCUCCUUUCCCUCCUUUCCCACCUUUCCCUCCUUUCCCUCCUUUCCCUCCUUUCCCUCCUUUCCCUCCUUUCCCUCCUUUCCCUCCUUUCCCUCCUUUCCCUCCUUUCCCUCCUUUCCCUCCUUUCCCUCCUUUCCCUCCUUUCCCUCCUUUCCCUCCUUUCCCUCCUUUCCCUCCUUUCCCUCCUUUCCCUCCUUUCCCUCCUUUCCCUCCUUUCCCUCCUUUCCCUCCUUAC
This is a messenger RNA of Anopheles gambiae (African malaria mosquito), 480 nucleotides long. Its product is annotated as homeobox protein ESX1-like. The record is from RefSeq and is a predicted model, not a curated record. The transcript has a single exon. The annotation marks the transcript as partial. Lineage: Eukaryota; Metazoa; Arthropoda; Insecta; Diptera; Culicidae.